ACAUUCCGCGGUCACACCACGUCAUUUUCGUACGCUGCAACCACCCGCGCACAACUGAAUACGAGUAUAAUAUUAUUAUAUUAUACACAUACACCGAAACGUCCAGCAACCGCACAAAACAUUAAACGUCACGCACGUCUGGACGGCUAAAUAUCGAUUUUCAAUCAUCCGCUAAUAAAUCGUUCGUGUCAAAGUCCAAAGGCCUUUGCCGAAAACCUCAACACCACCAGCCGCAUAUAAUAUUAUACAUACAAUAUUUAUCGUUGCACGGCCGUUUGCGAAUCGCUCGACGGUCACUGCAAAUAAUAUAACGUUUAUAAUAUUAUUAUACAUUUUCGCCACGACGUCCAUCACCACCAUGCGCACCUUUUUGUUGUUGGCCGUGUUCAUGUUGUGCGCGUGCAUCGCCGUCGGCCAAGUGAACUUCACGCCGACGUGGGGCCAGGGCAAGAGGAACGCGCCUGCAUCGGACGAGUGCAAGUCCAUGGACACGCUCAUCUACAUAUACAAACUGGUGCAGAAUGAAGCGCAGCGGAUCGCAAUGUGUGAACGAAUGUCCAUCACGUCUUGAACAGCUACGGUUGCAAGAGAUGACCACCGCCAAUAUACCAUACGCCAGCCAUAGAUCAUUAACAACGGGACUUAUACUAUGAUACUCCGUCAGCUGAAAUGUUAAAUUUUUACUUUUAGUCACACUAUUAAGAUGGUAAUAAUAAUAAUAUAAAAUUCUACCAUUAUCAAUUAUUAUAUCCACUUAACUUAUUAUUAUCCAUCAACCACUGUUUUGUUUAUUUUCGAUAUGUUUUAGACAAUAUUUUAGUUUUUUGUAAAAGAUCUAUUCAAAAUGCAUUGCUUUCUGUAUUAAAA
This is a messenger RNA of Rhopalosiphum maidis (corn leaf aphid), 867 nucleotides long. RefSeq names its product hypertrehalosaemic prohormone-like. Gene Ontology annotation, molecular function: hormone activity. Gene Ontology annotation, cellular component: extracellular region. Lineage: Eukaryota; Metazoa; Arthropoda; Insecta; Hemiptera; Aphididae. The coding region runs from base 359 to 571 and encodes 70 amino acids. The record is from RefSeq and is a predicted model, not a curated record. The transcript has 2 exons.